This is a messenger RNA of Aspergillus puulaauensis, 1656 nucleotides long. RefSeq lists its product as uncharacterized. Gene Ontology annotation, biological process: transmembrane transport. Gene Ontology annotation, molecular function: transmembrane transporter activity. The record is from RefSeq and is a predicted model, not a curated record. The transcript has 9 exons. Gene Ontology annotation, cellular component: membrane. Lineage: Eukaryota; Fungi; Ascomycota; Eurotiomycetes; Eurotiales; Aspergillaceae. The coding region runs from base 1 to 1656 and encodes 551 amino acids.
AUGAUAUCCUCUUUUACCGAAAAAGCGGCGGCGCUGGAGGCCGAGGGGGUAUACAUCGGCGGAUGGAGCGCGAAGAACGUCCUCUCUCCUCGGAAGGAUACACAUGGGGAAUAUGACACCUCCGAGGAUCGCAUCGAGCGGCUCACUACCGCGAGAAGCGACUGGACAGAUGCAGAAGAAAGGCGUCUCGUUCGCAAGCUUGAUGCCCGCGUUGUCUUCCCGAGCUGCGUCGUCUAUGUGCUCGCGUAUCUUGACCGGUCGAACCUCGGAAAUGUGAAGAUCCUCCAGUCUGAUACCGCCGAUUCUCUGGAGACAAGCCUAGGGCUAAAAGGGAUAGAAUUCAACUGGGCCGUCUCUGUUUCAUACUUUGCAGUCACUGCAAUGCUGAUUCCUGCGAUGUUGAUGCUGAAGAAGCUGUCGGCCAAGACCUUUUUUCCUCUUUGCAUGGUUACUUGGGCCAUUAUUAUCAUGACAAUGGCAGCCUGUACCAAUGCCGCUGGACUUAUUGCUUCUCGCGUCUUCCUCGGUAUCCCAGAGUCUGGUGUCGUUACUUGCGGCGUCAUGUAUUUCAGUUUCUGGUACAAACCAAAAGAAAGAGCCGUGCGGAUCGGUGUAUUCUACAGUUCCAACUCGAUUGCGCAAGCCAUCUCGGGAUUCCUCGCGGUUGGGAUCAACAAUCUGAAUGGUAAAGGAGGCCUCAAGUCAUGGCAAUGGGUGUUUAUCAUCGAGGGUGCAAUGACGAUAGUCGCUGCGGUCCCGAUAUACUUCCUCCUGUUAUCGUUUCCGGAGACUUCCACUGCACUCACUGCUAGAGAGAGGCACAUAGCAAUCAAUCGCUUUGGCCGUGGAAGCACCCGCCAUACAGACGUGACUUGGAAUACGAACGCCUUCAUUCAGAUAAUAACACGCCCGUCAAGCUACAUGUUUUUCCUGGGGUACGUCUGCAUUGCCAUCGCUGCUGUAGCGCAGGCUACUUUCUUACCAACUAUCCUGCACACAGUAAGAACUGUCGUAUCCACAUAUAACCUUCCAACUAAUGUCAAGCAGCUCCUUGAAUUCCCAACCCAAAAAGCAAACCUAUACACCGCGAUCGUCAAUCUCGUAGCCGUCCCCCUCUACUGGAUCUACCCAUUACAUUCCGACUGGACACGCGAACGAAUGUGGCACUUCAUCAUCCCAGUCCUAGGCUCCAUCCCGUGCUACGCUGUAUGGACCUACACCAGCCUGCACCCAGACACACACAGUAUCAGCUACAUGUCGAUGUACGGAAUGGCAUUCCUCGGACAGCUUCUCCUAGUCUCCCAGCCCGUCCUGCUAUCGUACCGCAGCGCAACACUUUACGGCGCCGCCGAGCAAGCCGUGGGUACGUCUAUCGCUGUGGCCGCGUUGUCUAUCGCCAGUAUCAUCGCUCCGCAGAUGUAUCCUAACUCUGAUGCGCCGUACUAUCUAAAGGGGUUCUCCGCUACUGUGGCUUUGCUCGCAGGCGGGAUCGUUUCUUAUCUUACGAUCCCGCUGUGUUUGUAUGUCGAGGCGCGGAGAAGGAAGGUUAAGACGGGCCAGUCUUUACCGGUGCAGGCUGUGGUUGAUGCGGAGAGGUCUGAAGCUGAGACGAAAGAAGCUGUUACUGUUCAGGUGUCCGGUCCGGAUGGUGUGUAG